UUCAGUUCGCUUUCAGUUUGUCAACGCGUCGCAUGCGUUCGUCGUGCUCUGGCUAGAUAUAUUCGGAAUUGUUUGAAAUCUAACGAAAUAAUUUGCAUACGAAAGCAGUGAAUAUCUUCUGUGUGUGUGUGUGUGACAAACAUAUUUAUAUAAAAAGCUAGAGGAAAAUAUUUUGCAACAGCUCAAAUAAGAAACCCUCAACAAGUUGUUAACCCCUUUAUGGUCAUGUCGCCCUAUGCAUCCUGCGUUCUCCUGCUGGGGUUGCUCUCCCUCGCUCUAAGCCUGAGUACAGCAUCUGGUGUCCUACGUUGUUGGCGCUGCUCCACAGACGUGUCCAACGGCGAGUUCUGCAACGAUCCAUUUCAGUCGGAGAGCAUCUCGGAGCAGCAGCGCUACUGGAGCUAUGUGAAUUGCACCUAUUCAGUGGGUGUGAAAUCGGUGAAUGCGCGACCCGUCUGCAAGAAAUUGGUGCAGGAAGUCUACGGCAAGCGGGUAAUUUCACGCUCCUGCUUCUACGAGGAUGUGGAUGAUCCGGCAGACAAAUGCGCCAUGGACACGACCUCAUCCUACAUCAAGACCAUUUACUGCCGCACUUGCACCACGGACGGCUGCAACUCGGCUGGCGGUCUGUCGGGCUUGGCGGGGCUGCUGGUGUUGCCGCUGCUCGCCGCGCUGCGGCAGCUAUGCAAAUGAGCCAAUGGCUGGGAAAAGUGAAAUGAUGUGGGAGGAGACUGCACUUAAUUGCAUGAUGCGAAUGAAGCAAAACUGAAUUUAAAUCUUACAAAUUCCUUUGAGCAGACAGGACACAAAAACA
Messenger RNA from Drosophila arizonae, 814 nucleotides. RefSeq names its product UPAR/Ly6 domain-containing protein twit. NCBI's taxonomy places the organism in Eukaryota, Metazoa, Arthropoda, Insecta, Diptera, Drosophilidae. The record is from RefSeq and is a predicted model, not a curated record. Gene Ontology annotation, biological process: positive regulation of voltage-gated potassium channel activity; sleep; regulation of synaptic transmission, cholinergic.